GUGACGCCGCGCUCGUUCCCGGGAGUCUCGCGGUGACAACUUACUGAGGUCAUCGUUGGAAGAGAAAGGAAUUGCAAAUGGAGGGGGAAGAAAUAAUCAUUCUCUGAACGACAUAAGGUCCAUCUAGCCAUGUCUGAGUCUCUGUAUGAGAAGUUCUUGGCCCCAGAGGAGCCCUUCCCUCUCCUCUCCCAAAGAGCAAACCUCAGCGACGUGGGAACCCUGGAUGUCAGCGACUUUGGCUGUCAACUCUCCUCUUGUCACAGAACGGAUCCGCUGCACCGCUUCAACAGCAACAGGUGGAACCUGACUUCCUGUGGGACCAGCGUUGCCAGCUCGGAGUGCAGCGAGGAGCUCUUCUCCUCUGUGUCUGUCGGGGACCAAGAGGACUGCUACUCCCUCCUAGAUGACCAGGAACUGACCUCUCUGGACCUGUUUCCGGAAGGCAGCGUUUGCAGCGACGUCUCCUCCUCCAUCAGCACCUACUGGGAUUGGUCCGACAGCGAGUUUGAGUGGCAGUUACCAGGAAGUGACAUUGCCAGUGGCAGCGAUGUCCUCUCUGACAUCAUCCCGAGCGUGCCGAGCUCGCCCUGUCUGUUUUCCAAGAGGAAGCCAAAGCCGCAUCCUCACCGCAACCUGGAUGAGUUACCAUGGAGCGCCAUGACCAACGACGAGCAGGUGGAGUACAUCGAGUACCUGAGCCGGAAGGUCAGCACAGAGAUGGGCCUGAGAGAGCAGCUGGACAUCAUCAAGAUCAUCGACCCCUGUGCCCAGAUCUCCCCCACCGACAGCGAGUUCAUCAUCGAGCUCAACUGUCUCACGGACGACAAGCUCAAGCAGGUGCGUAACUACAUCAGGGAGCACGGCCCCCGGCAGCGGGCCAGCAGCACCAGAGAGGGCUGGAAGAGGAGCAGCCACAGCAGCGCCAGCACCGGCGGCGUCAGUGCGGCCAGCAGCAGCAACGGCAGCAUGGUCAGCUCUGCCAGCUCCUCCGCCGGCUCCACGGCCUCCAACUCCGUGGCAGGCGGUCCGGCAUCAGCCUGCAGCGGAGGCAGCAUCGCUAACAUUAGCAGAGCUCACAGCGACGGCAACCUCUCCAGCGCCGCUGAGCGUAUACGAGAUUCUAAAAAGCGCUCCAAGCAGCGGAAGCUCCAGCAGAAGGCUCUGCGCAAGCGGCAGCUGAAGGAGCAGCGGCAGGCCCGCAAGGAGAACCUGAGCGGGCUGUUCCUGAACGAGGAGGUGCUGGCGCUGCGGGUGACUGAGGAGGAUGACCGCGGCGACGACCUGGACAUACUGAUGUGACACCAGUGAAACUACCAGUGCUCCCUCUAUGCCCCACCACCCCCACCACCCGCCUCCCAGAGCACCAGAAACCGAUCACGGCUAAGCCUGCCUACAGCAAUAAUGCUAACAUACUGAUCAUGCUUUGAUUAAAUGUUGACCUGUCCAGCCUGCUUAAGGCCAGUUCGAAUGCUGCCACAACUGUGUGCGUGUGUGUACACACACAUAGUUGUUGCAACAUCAAACACACUGUACCGAGGGGAGGUAUUUGAGGUUAAUACAGCUAUCAAGCUGGUAGAUUCUGUCCCCACUAAUGCAGCCAUCGCUGGCGGUAGGAGAGGUUGUGUACGUUACGUUUCUUGUCUAUGACUUCCAAGGGGGUGGAGCUAUAUGCCUUGUGGCAGCAUUUCACAUCCACCCACUGUCCCCCCGGGGCUGCGGAUGGUUUGAUGGCGCGUCUUAAAGUGGCUCAAAAGUAUUGGAGCGCGUUUUUUUUUUUAGGUGAAAGCAGAUUGUCUGUAAAUACGUGUUGCCAUGGCAAAAAUCUGGGGAGCAACAAUCCUGACAUUGAAACCUUUCAUUGAAGAGGAUAUAUUUUGUUUUUGUGUUCUAAACAGGGGAUGCGUCCCCCGCCUCCCCCCUUAGCUAAGAGACGUCUGAGCUCUGUCAGUCUUUCUGCCCUCCCCCGAAGGCCUAGAAGGAGCACUGAAUCUGUAUGUUGACCCCCACACCGCGCCCCCGCCACCCCCGCAGUCCUUAAACUAACAACUGGCUUCGUUAAUAGCUUACACCUGUUUUAAAGAACAACUGGCGUAUUGUAAAUACAUGAUAAAUAACAGCAUAUUUACUGCUUGCUUUUUCCUUUUUUUGCCUUAGUGAAAAAGGUUUGAUUUCACGUUUUCUUUUUUCCUCGUGUGUAUAUUUAUUUAUAAAUAUAUCUAUAUUUAUUUAUGGGUAUAGAUAUAUCUAUAGAUUUAUAGAUUUAUAUUGUGAUAUGGUAGUGAACUAAUUGGUUAUCGUCGCUCAAAUGCUGCCACUGGUUCUUUGCUGUACUUUGAGUCUUAUUUUGAAGCGUUUAAGUACUUGAGUUUGUUCGUCUCAGACAUCAUUUAUUUUUUAUUUAUUUUUAAGUCCUCUUUUUUUUUUUUUUUUUUUGUUUCCCCGAAAAACCUCUAGUUUUGUAUCUUUCCCCCGAGACGGACCUAAACGAAUGGUUUACUCCCGCGACGGUAUCCUGUCGAACAACUCGACCACCGCGGUAACUUGGAAGCACUCGAGCGUCUUUAUAAGCAGUUCUCACUGAUCAUAUUGCAUCUGUCUGCCGACCGGUGGCCUGUUUAGUUUUUGCCGCUGAACUUGGAGCUGGUUUCUUAAGCGCGUGAGCCGUGUUGCUGUGGACAUCCACCCCCUUCUCCCUCUCUCUCUCCCCUCAGCUUUGUGUCGUAGCUGCCAUGCUGCUAUUUGCUAAGAGUAACAGCCGAAGGGAUUUCUUCAUUUUAUGUGUGUUUGUUAUUAUCUUAAUGUUUUUCUGUUCUCACCCCUUCCCGCUGCUCUCCAGCUGUCACAAACACGAUGGACCACAGCAGAUGUUAUUUACUUAUGCGUAUUGGGCUCAUGGCUCUUCGUCUCUGUCUCAUGUAUAAAGUUAUUCAUCGCUGCGAUAACGCAAAAUGACGCUUUAUGUAUUCUGUAGUUAUGAAUUAGUAAAAUUCUAUUUUGAAAAAUAAGAUACUUUUGAAAAAAAUAAAAUAUAAGUCAGCGUGAUGCAACAAAGGCGUUUAUGUAUAAAAGUAUCAUGUAAUGGCUGAUAAUUUACCUGAUUUAAAUGUGGUUAAAAAAAGAAGUUUGAGUUUAAACAGAACUUUUGCCUCAGUGAUUCAACACUGAAUGUUGAGGCAGACGGGUCGAGUCCAACCGAUCUGAUCCUCUGAUCAGCUACAACACCACCCGUGUUUCUACAUGUAUCGGUUCCUCUGACCGUCAGAUUGACUGUAAACACGACAAAUAAACCAACGUUGUUGCAUCCUAA
Gasterosteus aculeatus aculeatus (three-spined stickleback) is the source of this 3307-nucleotide messenger RNA. RefSeq names its product family with sequence similarity 199, X-linked (gene fam199x). The record is from RefSeq and is a predicted model, not a curated record. NCBI's taxonomy places the organism in Eukaryota, Metazoa, Chordata, Actinopteri, Perciformes, Gasterosteidae.